Messenger RNA from Ascochyta rabiei, 1644 nucleotides. RefSeq names its product 3-oxoacid CoA-transferase. Gene Ontology annotation, biological process: ketone body catabolic process. The transcript has 2 exons. Lineage: Eukaryota; Fungi; Ascomycota; Dothideomycetes; Pleosporales; Didymellaceae. Gene Ontology annotation, molecular function: succinyl-CoA:3-oxo-acid CoA-transferase activity. The coding region runs from base 1 to 1644 and encodes 547 amino acids. The record is from RefSeq and is a predicted model, not a curated record.
AUGGACGCGCUACCCUCAUCAUACCGGAUCCUGGCAGCUCUGCCUGCCCGGCUGUGCGCACGACGCCCACUGCCCGCACAACUGCGCGCUACGCGCGUAGCACCACCACACUGGCGGUUCACAAAGCAGAUACGGAGCAUCAGUGCGGUGGCCGACAAAGCGCCUACUAUUGAUCGAUCAAAGUCGAAGCUGUUUGACAGCGCCGACGAAGCUGUCGCCGACAUACAGCCAGGAUCCACGGUACUCAGUGCAGGCUUUGGGCUAUGUGGCGUCGCAGAAACCCUCAUUCGGGCCAUGCAGAAGCGUGGGCCAAAGUCAUUACACUCUCUGACUGCUGUUUCAAACAACGCUGGUAUCGAGGGCGCCGGUGGACUUGCUCACCUCACAAAGAACGGACAGGUCGACAAACUCAUCAUCAGCUUCCUAGGCAACAACAAAGCGCUUGAGAAGCAGUACCUGAGCGGAGACAUUGAAAUUGAGCUCUGUCCACAGGGUACGCUUGCAGAACGGAUCAGGUCUGCAGGCGCAGGUAUCCCAGCUUUCUACACGCCUACCGCUGUGAACACCUUACUACAGGACGGCCAGAUCCCUGCCAAGUUUGACAAGGAAGGAAAGGCCGUCGGCUUCGGUACAAAGAGAGAGGUUAGGGAGUUCAAUGGCAAGAAGUUCUUGAUGGAGACUGCUCUGCCUGGCGAUGUAGCUAUCAUCAGGGCACACAAAGUAGACGAGGCAGGGAAUUGCGUUUUCCGAUACACCACAAAAGCAUUCGGUCCCAUCAUGGCCAAGGCCGCUCGGCUGACCAUCGUCGAAGCCGAACACAUCGUUCCCAUUGGCACUUUUGAUGCCAACGAUGUCGAUCUCCCCGGUAUCUUCGUCGACCGCAUCGUCCCCGCUACGGUGCCCAACAGUAUCGAAAUCAAGAAGCUGCGCGACCCCUCGUCGUCAGGCAAGCCUGCAGCGGGACACCGCGCACGUAUCGCGAAGCGCGCAGCAAAGGAGCUCAAACAAGGCUACUACGUCAAUCUGGGCGUCGGUAUCCCAACGGACGCAGCAACAUACGUCCCGGAUGACGUAAAGGUGUGGUUGCAGAGCGAGAACGGCAUCCUCGGCAUGGGCCCCCACCCCACAGAAGAAGAAGUCGAUGCGGACAUUGUCAACGCAGGAAAACAGACCGUCACUCUCCUCCCCGGCGCCUCCACAUUCGACAGCAGCGAGUCCUUUGGCAUGAUCCGCGGCGGCCACGUCGAUGUGUCCAUCCUCGGCGCGCUGCAGGUCAGCGCCUCGGGUGAUCUGGCAAACUACAUGGUGCCCGGCAAAGUCUUCAAGGGUAUGGGUGGCGCCAUGGACCUCGUCAGCAACCCGGAGGCGACCAAGGUAGUGGUUGCGACGGAGCAUGUUGCCAAGGACGGAAGCAGCAAGAUCGUCCAGGAGUGCAAACUGCCCCUGACUGGUGCGAAGUGUGUGAGCACCAUCAUCACAGACCUUUGUGUGUUUGAGGUCGACAGGGUGAAUGGGGGAUUGACGCUCACCGAAGUUGCGCCUGGCGUUACUGUCGAGCAGAUCAGGGAGAAGACUGAUGCGGAAUUCAAGGUUGCGGAUGACCUUAAGAGUAUGGAAGACGGGGCUCAGAUUGAGGGUGCUUGA